UCCUGUCUCCGAUCUGAAAGAGACAACAACAGUCACUGAACGUUGAUGUCAAAAACUUCCGUAAUGUCACAUCAAAAUUAAAAAGGUAGCGGUGGUGAUCGGUUGCUUGGCGUUUAAUGCCAGACAAAAAUAAUAAAAUUUCAUGGCAUAAAAGGGAAACUUUUUCAUCGAUAAUCCGAAAUUUUGUAACAAAAUCGAUUUGGCAACGCGAAACAAACAAAUUCCGAUAAACAAUGGGACGAUCGCCUUCACCAGUUCGUCGACGACGAGAUAAAGAUAGAGAACGAGAGAAACGUGCCAGGAAACGAUCACGAGAUCGUGGUGGAGAAAGAGAUCGUGACCGUUCCAGAGACAACAGAGAUCGCAGAGACCGUGACCGCGACAACAGAGAUCGCAGCAGGGAUAGAACUAGACGAUCGAGAUCAGCAUCAUAUGAACGUGACCGCAGCCAGCAUGCAUCGACGUCAUCGCGCAGUAAGCCACAAGAACGGCCAACCGUUACCGAAGCCGAUCUCGAGGGUAAAUCGCCCGAAGAGCAAGAAAUGAUGAAAACGAUGGGUUUCUGUGGCUUCGACACGACGAAAAAUAAGAAAGUCGAAGGAAACAAUGCAGGUGAAGUGCACGUCAUUUUGAAGCGGAAAUACCGACAGUACAUGAACCGUAAGGGUGGCUUUAAUCGUCCAUUGGACUUUGUUGCCUGAUGGUUGGACAAUGAAUUGUUUUGUCAGCCGUUGUCACAGUCUUUACGGUGUAUCGGUCUGAUUUAUUUCCGGCACUUUUUUUCGUCUAAUUUAAUUUUACGGAAUAGUUUUUAACAGAAAUUAUUUUCUUUGUUUUGUUUACACAAAUAACGGGCAUAUUUACACUGUUUUUUCAUAAAAUAAUUAACAGAAAAAUUUUACAGUUAAAUUAUUUACAAUGCAAUAGAACAGGUUUUACACACACUCACACACACACACACACAUUUUUAUAUACAAUGCAAUAGCCAAGUUAAUCAACCCCCCAACACACACACACACUCAAACACACAAAUAUAUAAUCAAUAGUUAAAUGCAAUAGCCAGGGAUUUUUUAUAUAAACAGUUUCAUAGUCUAUAUUGGAAUUUAAAAAAUUGUUAUCAUCAUUUUCAGUUUUUUUUUUCUACCAAAAUAUACCUCACAUAACCAAAACACCCCACAAACCACUCACACUCAUACAAAUCAAACACCAUUCAUCAACACGUUAUUAACUUAAAAGUUUUAUGAAAAAUACCUCAGUGAAUAUGAAUUCAAAGUACACAAUAAAAAGAUGAGAAAGAAGUACCGUUGUUAACAAAAAUAUUGAAGAUAGUGAAGAAAAGAAGAAAAAAUAUUUUUUAUUGAAUGAGAUUGUAAUUAAGUGAAUGAAAAAUAACCAAAAAAGAAAAUAAAACAAAAAAUUUGUAAAAUUAAUUUGAAACAAUAAAAAGGCAAAACUUUUUACCUUUUAAAAGUUUAAGUAAAAUACGAAUCCAGAUCUCUUCAGGUCCUUAAAACUUUUAACCCACUUUUGAUCACACAACUUUGGCAGUUAAUUUUAGUUUCUAAUAAUCAUUUAAUAACCAUGUGUCUUAAACAAUAACUUAUAAUUAUUAAUUAUAAACCUUACAACUUUGUUUUUUAAUCGUAAUUAAGUUCUGCGAAUCCCAUUCAUUAAGUCAGAGGACAUUUUGACCUGUUUAUUUUUGAGUAAGUUUCGAUGGAAAAUGUAACCAAAAACAAGUCUUAGUAUAGCUAAAUGUACAACGUUAGAAUGUACGCGUACUCGAAGAAACCGAAAUUUUUGUUUGUUCAAAUUGAAUGUAAAAAACCGUAAUUCCCAAAUCAAAUAAAAUGUUGAAAAUCUUUUAAAAA
Bradysia coprophila is the source of this 1871-nucleotide messenger RNA. It is a transcript of the gene ytr, whose product is annotated as U4/U6.U5 small nuclear ribonucleoprotein 27 kDa protein yantar. The record is from RefSeq and is a predicted model, not a curated record. Gene Ontology annotation, biological process: RNA splicing. Gene Ontology annotation, cellular component: precatalytic spliceosome. Lineage: Eukaryota; Metazoa; Arthropoda; Insecta; Diptera; Sciaridae.